AUGCACAACCUCCUCACUCUCACAACUGCCGCGGCUGGCCUCGUCGCAACAGCCUCGGCAACCAAAGUGCCCAGCGUCAACGUGCCCGCUUGUCCGCGCGUGGGCAGCAUCAGCUACAGCAAGUCGGUGCCUGAUCUGACUCCCUUCCCGCGCACGCAAGUCGAUCUCUGCUACACAGACACCAGCCUGGAGCUCGCAUUCACUGCGUUCGACGAGGUCAACUACUACUUCAACGCGUCGCAGGGCAUCAACGACGACAUCUGGGAGUACGAAGUCAUGGAGGCCUUUCUCUACAAGGGCACCGACGAUCCAAAGACUUACGUAGAGCUGGAGGUCAACCCCAACAAUGUGACCUACCAGGCCUUUGUCUAUAACCCGUCAAAGAACCGCACUGCCGGCGCGCCCUUUGACCACUUCUUUGUGUCGGAUCCUGCGACUGAUGGCUUCAGCGCAACGACGGUGCUCAACAAGCCGGCCAAGACGUGGAAGAGCACCGUCACCGUUCCUCUGGGCAUCUUCAACGUAGAUGACUGCAAGGCCAAGGGCACGCAGUGGAGGAUGAACUUUUUCCGCACAAUAACUUCGCCCGAGACAUACCCCAAUCAGACGUUGGGAGCAUGGAGCCCGCCAAAUGAGGCGAGCUUUCACAUCACACCAUACUUUGGCCAUGUGAACUUUGUAUAA
Molecule: messenger RNA, 684 nt
Organism: Trichoderma gamsii
Lineage: Eukaryota; Fungi; Ascomycota; Sordariomycetes; Hypocreales; Hypocreaceae
Exons: 1
Coding region: 1-684 (227 amino acids)
Source: RefSeq, a predicted model, not a curated record